This is a messenger RNA of Microplitis mediator, 2771 nucleotides long. RefSeq names its product tuftelin-interacting protein 11-like. The transcript has 3 exons. Gene Ontology annotation, biological process: spliceosomal complex disassembly. Gene Ontology annotation, molecular function: nucleic acid binding. The coding region runs from base 110 to 2557 and encodes 815 amino acids. Gene Ontology annotation, cellular component: U2-type post-mRNA release spliceosomal complex. Lineage: Eukaryota; Metazoa; Arthropoda; Insecta; Hymenoptera; Braconidae. The record is from RefSeq and is a predicted model, not a curated record.
GAAACGGAGCAUGCUGAGAUCGUCAUUAUUACGUUUGUUAACGACGGAUCAAGACGCUCUGUGUUAAAAUAAAACGUAUAAGUAACGUAUUAUUUUUAAAAAAAUAAAUAUGUCAGAAGAAGAAGCUAACGAGAUGUUUCAUCCCAUUCGUCCUAGACGAAAAUUUACAAAAGAACAGCAAAUGCUAGGUAUGUGGGCUGAUGACAGUGACGAGGAAGAGCAAUUAUCAAAACUUCCGACGAGAGGAUUCAGUAAGGGACCUAAAAAUUACACGGCGCCAGUUAAUUUUGUAGCGGGUGGUAUUCAGCAAGCUGGCAAAACAAGUGAAGAUAAAAAGAAGGACAAAGAUAAAAAUAACGAAGAAGAUGACGAUGAUCAAGACGUAUCGAAUACUUCAAGUGACUCAGAGGAAGAAGCACCUUUACGGCCGUCUUUCUCGAUUAACGCUGAUGCAGUGGGUGGAAUCGCCGGGUUGAGAAAAAAACGCGCACCAGUAAAUCCGUCUUUAAUGAGAACUGGAGUAGGCAACUGGGAAGUGCACACCAAAGGUAUUGGAGCCAAACUGCUGCUCCAAAUGGGUUUCGAGCCUGGUAAAGGGUUGGGUAAAUCUUUACAAGGUAUCAGUGCUCCAGUGGAAGCACAAGUACGACGUGGACGUGGUGCCAUUGGUGCUUAUGGCCCCGAAAAGUUGGCAAAAGUCCCGCAAGAGAAGAAGGACGAGGAUGCGGAGAAGACGAAGGAGUUUAAGGCCAAGUUGUCACAGUGGCGAAAGACUGAUGGGGUACCAAGUAAGAAGAAGACCAAGUACUCGUACAAAAGUGUCGAUCAAGUUCUAGAGGAUGGAAAGUUGAGGCCAAAAAUAAACACUUCAAGUAGUGACAUGAGUCGUGUUAAAGUUAUUGACAUGACGGGUCCAGAGCAGAGAGUACUGAGCGGUUAUCAUGCUAUCGCUGGUCAACAUCGACCUGAUGACCUCAUUCUGGGAACUGACAAAAAACCUCUUACAAACUUUGCACUACCAGAGCUGCUGCACAAUUUGAAUUUGAUUGUUGACAUGUGCGAGCAAGAUAUCAUACAGAAUGACAGAAAAACUAGACAUUUGAGAGAUAAACUGGUUGAUCUUGAAGCUGAGCUGAAGACCAUGGCGAAAAUAAUUGAUCAGGAUGACCAGUCGAUCAAUACCUUGAAUAGAGCCACAGCAAUAGUUGAGAACUUGGUGAUUAAUGAUAAAGAUAUGAGUUUGGAAGAAACGGCGGAAGGUUUUAAAAAAUUACAGGACGACUACUACGAUGUUUAUAAGACAUAUGAGCUUGGAGAACUCGCUAGCAGUCUGGUUGCGCCGAAAUUCAAGAGUUGUUUAGCUAGUUGGAACCCGCUGCUGGAGCCAAUACGAUAUUUAAAGGAAAUGAAAGAGUGGAAAGACAUCCUGAGCAUUGGCAAUAAUGUUAUACAAGCCAGGACUUCAAUGAGUCCAUAUGAUCAGCUGAUUUGGAAUGCAUGGAUGCCGUCUGUUCGCGGAGCAGUUCAACAGUGGACAUGUCGACAACCCGACCCGCUUAUUGAAUUGAUCGAAAAUUGGAUGCAUUUGAUACCCAGCUGGAUUAUGGACAAUAUACUGGAGAUACUGGUGCUUAAUAAACUUACACUAGAAGUUGAAGAGUGGAAUCCCUUGACCGACACUGUGCCCAUUCAUACCUGGAUCCAUCCCUGGCUACCACUGAUGGGUAAUCGUAUGGAUACUUUAAUAUAUCCAAUAAUUAGACGUAAACUUGGAUCAGCGCUAGGAGGUUGGCAUCCUUCUGAUAGAUCAGCAAGACUUAUGUUAGAACCCUGGUCUCAAGUAUUCACUAAAGGCGAAAUGGAAGCUUUUCUAGUCAAAAACAUCCUGCCAAAGCUACAGAUUGCAUUGUCUGAGUUUAUCAUCAAUCCUCACUCGCAGCAUUUGGAUAAUUGGAAUUGGGUUUAUGAUUGGGUAGCCAUGCUACCGGUUCACACGAUGGUCGGGCUGCUAGACAAGUUUUUCUUCCCUAAAUGGCUGCAAGUAUUGGCGCUGUGGCUCAAUCAUUCUCCAAAUUAUGACCAGAUAACGCACUGGUACAUGGGAUGGAAGAAAAUGCUGAACGACAGACUCUUGGCUGAACCAGUCAUCCAAGACCAUUUCAAGAAGGCGCUGGAUAUGAUGAAUCGAGCUGUAUCAACUCCUCAAGGCCUUCAACCUGGUGCCGUUGAGCAAGUUUCUUAUUUAACGAGUCUUGAAAGAACGCAGCCAGUUCCUCAGAUCCCUGCUUCGGCCCAACCACGUAUUGAGAGACUCGCCGAAGCUGUACGUACCGCUUCGCAGAUACCUCAUGGCUUCAAAGAUCUUGUGCAGAAGAAGUGCGAAGAACGCGGGAUUCUGUUCAUGCCGAUGGCGAACCGAUAUCGCGAAGCUAAACAAGUCUACAAAGUUGGCAACGUACAGGCCUACAUCGAUGGCAGCGUUCUUUUCGUCAACCACAAAGCGUCUAAUUGGGUUCCAACUCAUCUCAACGCCCUACUAGACAUGGCAGAGCUCUAAUCAAUGAUAGGAAAUUUUUAAUUAGAAAUACUUGUCAUUUUUUAUAGACAAAUUGUUGUUAUUUAGUUUAUAAUUUUGUCUGGAAAACGGUUGAUUGUAGGCCAACUCCAUAACUUAUUGUUUUCAUGUCUACAGUUAUCAUUUAUUUAUCAUUAUUUUUUUUUGUAAGAUUAAUUAAAUAUAAUAGACAUUUACCUAUUCAAAAAUAAUAAAA